Ostrea edulis (European flat oyster) is the source of this 1649-nucleotide messenger RNA. Its product is annotated as dynein light chain Tctex-type 5-like. Gene Ontology annotation, molecular function: dynein intermediate chain binding. The coding region runs from base 263 to 910 and encodes 215 amino acids. The record is from RefSeq and is a predicted model, not a curated record. Lineage: Eukaryota; Metazoa; Mollusca; Bivalvia; Ostreida; Ostreidae. The transcript has a single exon. Gene Ontology annotation, cellular component: cytoplasm; cytoplasmic dynein complex. Gene Ontology annotation, biological process: microtubule-based movement.
CUAAGGGAUCGCGCAAUGUCAGAUGUUCAAAUGUUAAAUUGUUACCAGUAGCAGAUCAUGCAAAUGGUAUAUGCACGUCAGCUUUGUGAGGAUCUAGUCUAACAGAACAGGUGCUUUGUCGCACUUCAACCGCUGGUAUUAGGACACUAUCCUUGUCUUCAACUUAAUGAAAAAAAAUAUAAUAAUACUUCUUAAGAGUGUUUUAAAUGAUCAUUGAUCGGAUAAGGGACAUACGCUGGUUUAAGGGAAAUUUAAAAUCGAUAUGAGUACAAGUCUUGCCAAGAAAGAGGGCGGUCCUCUUGGCCGAAAGCAAUCAGUGAUGCCGGAUCCCACUGCACGGAAACAGUCGAUGAUACCACCGGACGCCAGACGGCCGUCCGUACUUCCGUCGACUCUUGAUCCACAGCACGGAGCGACCGGUCGCCGGGCAUCAGUCAUGAUGAUGGAUCAUCCCAGAAGACCGUCUCAGGACCGCAAACAGUCCAUCGUCGAAUCGACGACUGGACGGUCCACGAUGAUUAUGACGUCAGCUCACACACAUCGACCGAACGUCCGUUACGAAAACACAUACAAAACGGAACCCGACGUCAAAUUCAGAAGCUUCGAUGUGCGGAAUGCUAUCAAGGAGAUUUUUGAACGUGAACUUGGAACCAUGAAAUAUGAUAAAGAGAAAUGCAUAAGUUUGACUACAACUCUGUCAGAAAAAAUUAAACAUUCUGUGAAAAUUCUGGGAUUCCCGCGGUACAAGAUUGUGGUAGUUGUCGCCAUUGGGCAGCAGGAAACACACCCUUCUAUUGCCUUUACUAGUCGCUGCAUCUGGAACCAGGGUACGGAUAAUUUUUCCGAGUACACAUUUAAUAACGCCUCACUGUACGCUGUGGGAUUAGUGUACGCCAUGUACAUGGACUAAUGUGGAACUAAUGAGCGCAAUAUACACAUGGACUACCGACGGUGCUUCGUCAUUCAAAACAUACAUAAAUGUACCAACGAAUUAUCAGAUCUAAUUAUAUCAGUGGCCAUAUUUUGUGUUGUUAUUUUGCGUAGACGCACAGGUAAAACUAAUGGAUUUUUUCCUUGGAUGAAAAUGUUUGCCGUGUAUAUUGAAACAAGCUGUGAUUUCGUCUAUUACUUACAACUGAAAACCUAUUGGAAAAGGAAUUAUCAAAGCAAUGUGCUGUCAAGAAUGACUGUAUAAUUCAUUUAUGUCUAUUUAUUUCCUAUCUGUGUGUCGGAUUUGGUAGAGACUCAUAUAUUCUACCUUGAGCUGCUAAUUGAAAUUGGAAGCUUUUGAAGUCUUAGUGCCGACAGGUUCCUCCAGCAAUGAGCUUUAGAAUUAUUUUUCGUUUUCUUUGGCUGUGUAAUAUUGUGGUCCACUUUGUCGAUCAUAUAAUAUGCAAGCGAAGAUUGCUUCAGUAAAUACUUUUACUAUUAUAUCGGAGGAAAAAAUCUAUAUAUCGCAUUAUUUGACUUGUUCCUGCAAUAAAUAAUUUUAUUCAAAUGAAAACAAAAUAUCGGCAAAUCUUUUCUUUACCCGACAUAUAAACCUCACUGUGUCGAGCAGAUGGAGCCUCUGAAUAGAAUUUUUUUUUUUUUUAAUUUUUUGUUUGAGGAAGUUUACAAUGCUUUUAAAUAAAUCAAUUGGAAUAGAU